Messenger RNA from Aspergillus pseudotamarii, 1227 nucleotides. Its product is annotated as glycosyltransferase family protein. The record is from RefSeq and is a predicted model, not a curated record. The transcript is spliced from 2 exons. Gene Ontology annotation, cellular component: UDP-N-acetylglucosamine transferase complex. Gene Ontology annotation, biological process: dolichol-linked oligosaccharide biosynthetic process. NCBI's taxonomy places the organism in Eukaryota, Fungi, Ascomycota, Eurotiomycetes, Eurotiales, Aspergillaceae. The coding region runs from base 358 to 1209 and encodes 283 amino acids.
AACAACCUCCCAUCUAACAAUGGGCAGGAGUUAAGACAAAAUAAUCGCCGAGUCGCACGGACCACGUGCCCGAUCAUCACCCGCAGCGUUGGUUGAGGGACAAACAAUUAAACAUUUCUACACAAGUGCUGGAUUUUGUUCAGUUGUUGGUACAUGCCGUUAUUAGCCUCGUCUUGGUUGUUAACUUAAACAAUAGAGAGCGUUAACAAUAACGCCAAUCAAUUGACCGUGCUAUACCAUUACUGAGGAUUGUUGUUACUUAUCUGUCAACAAAUGUUACUGAUGACGCCUGCAGCUGCAAACUAACAUACGUUUGGUUUCUUUGAUUGUAUUGCCAGGGUCCAUUGAUAGCUUUCAAUGUCGGAGACGAUACUCCUGACGCAGUGGCCUCUGAGAAGCCUACUUUGGAUGUUCAGCAUAGGAAUUGUGGUUGGUGCAUCAGCAUUCAUUAUCUUCAUCUAUGCCCUAUACACAUCACAAAAUACUAACAUUCCUAAAUGGCGCUCGAAGAACACCCCAACCCAUCUUCUCGUUGUCUUAGGCAGCGGCGGACAUACGGCCGAAAUGUUCUCCAUGUUACGACGUAUAAAGCUCGAUCCGUCUCAGUAUACAUAUCGCACAUAUGUUGUGAGCUCGGGGGAUAACUUCAGCACCACGAAGGCAGUAGAGUUCGAGACUCAAUAUCUCAAUCACGUCCGAAAAGCAACUGCGACCGACUGUAGCCCAGCAGAAUCUUACACUAUUGUGACUGUGCCGCGCGCACGUCGUGUACAUCAGUCAUUUUUGACGGCACCUCUUUCAACCCUCAGAUCUUUCUGGGCAUGUCUUCUUGUCUUGCGUGGACAAUAUGCUGACCAAAAGCGGCUUCCUUCAUCAAUGGUUUCGCCGUAUCCGGAUGUGAUUCUUACGAACGGUCCUGCUACGGCGGUUUGCGUUAUACUCGCUGCUAGGCUCCUCCGUCUCUAUAGUUUCAUCAGAGGCUUCGUUCCAUUCAAAACGGCCUUGGGAGGUGAAGAUUUAGCACCGACUGAUUACCAACUCCGUACGAUUUUCAUAGAAUCAUGGGCCCGUGUGACAACUUUGAGUCUAUCGGGUAAGAUACUAUUACCUUUUGCUGAUCGUUUCCUCGUUCAAUGGCCUGGACUAGAAGGAAGAAGAGCUUGGAAAGGCAUGAGAAAGACGGAAUACGUGGGCAUGCUUGUGGAUUGAAUUUGGCCCAUGUUGUCC